Geosmithia morbida is the source of this 5664-nucleotide messenger RNA. RefSeq lists its product as uncharacterized. The coding region runs from base 1 to 5664 and encodes 1887 amino acids. The record is from RefSeq and is a predicted model, not a curated record. Lineage: Eukaryota; Fungi; Ascomycota; Sordariomycetes; Hypocreales; Bionectriaceae. Gene Ontology annotation, biological process: Golgi to endosome transport. Gene Ontology annotation, cellular component: trans-Golgi network; endosome. The transcript is spliced from 7 exons.
AUGGCACCUGAUCUAGCAUCUGUCCCGCGGUCGGGGUCCCCCGACAGCUCUGGCCGCGACUCGCCUAUUCCCAAGCAAUGGAGGGCGCAGCUGAGCGGCAGAGAGGAACGCCUGCUCAAGGACAAAGCAUUUCGCCGGUACGCUGCCGCCGUCGACAAGGCCUUGGCGCUGUUCGAGACAGCCCUCGAAGAAUGGGCCGACUACAUAUCCUUCCUUAACAGACUGCUCAAGGCCCUCCAAUCCCGACCCUCCGACAUUACCGUCAUACCGACCCGAGCAACCGUCGCGAAGCGCCUAUCGCAAUGCCUGAACCCUUCGCUGCCGUCCGGCGUACACCAAAAGGCCCUGGAAAUAUACAGCUACGUGUUCGAGACGAUCGGAACAGACGGGCUGUCUAGGGACCUUCCCCUGUACCUCCCCGGCCUCGCAUCGGUCUUGUCGUUCGCCUCCCUCUCGGUCCGCUCUCCGUACCUGGACCUGUUGGAAAAAUACUUCCUCAAGCUCGACCCACGCGCUCUCAGACCGGGCAUGAAGUCCAUAAUUCUGGCCCUGAUCCCGGGUCUGGAAGAUGAGUCAGCCGAGGACUUUGAUCGAACUUUGAGGCUGGUUACGAGCUUCAAGGAGACGAUCCGGACCUCUGACAGCGAGCUCCUCACAGAGGAACACGCCACCGGCGACGACUAUUUCUGGCAAUGCUUCUUCCUCGCCUCUAUCACCAGCCCUGGACGCCGACCCGGAGCUCUGGCAUAUCUGGUCAGGUGCUUGCCUCCUCAGGCUGCAGCCGCACCGGCAGGUGGCGGCAAAGCUGCCGCGAACCAACCGAGCGAGAGGGUCUCGGCAGUCGUGACCUCGCCGGAGCCUGGACUUCUGAUCCGCUGCUUCGCUAGUGGUCUGUCCGACGAGCAGUUGCUGAACCAGAGAGGUUUCCUGGACCUUCUGGUAACGCACCUGCCUCUCAGCUCAGACGUGCUGCAGUCGAGGGUCAAGCCCGAGGACCUCCAGUUACUCAUGAAAGCGGCCGUCGGCGUCGUCAUCCGCCGUGACAUGAGUCUGAACCGUCGACUUUGGGCCUGGUUCCUAGGUCCCGAACCUGCUGCCGGCGACCAGGACGCCGGGUCCGAGUCGCCCAGAGAAUCCGCCGACCAACAGAGCUCAUAUGUGACGGCACGGACGAGCUACUUCGAGGAGUACGGACUGCAGCCCCUGACCGCGGCACUUCUGUCCAUGAUCAAGGCCAGCGACAACAAGAAUGCUGCCGAACGGGCCCGGCCGUACCGCAUCUGCCUUUCCCUCAUGGAUCGAUGGGAGAUUGGCGGGCUCGUGAUUCCUGAAGUCUUCCUCCCCGUUGUGGAGAACGUACGAAGCUUCAGGAGACAGGCAUCGUCUAAGGCCGAGUUUGCAGAAGUCCUUCGCAGUGCCAGCGUCUUCUUUGAUGGCAUCGAGAGUGGCCUGAUCUAUGGCGAGCUCGUCGCCCAGCUAGCACAGGCCAUUGGCCCUGGUAACCUGAGUAUCGAGGAGAGGAAGGACAAGCUGUCCCUGGUUCAGUUUGUCCUUGCCAAUUUCAACGUUCGUGAGGAGGAGAUGGUAACAACCCACGCACCCCUGUCAUGCCUGGCUGCCCUCUCGAUGCUUGAGGACCUGGGGGCUCGCCGGGCGACACAGCCCAUGCCCGAGCCCUGGGUCUCGGCUAUUUCUAGACCGGCGUUUGAGGUUGCCAUAUCCUUCCUUGAGCUUGUCCCCCCGCGUGCUUUCCCUAACGCGCCGUCGACGCCGAGCCAGAAGAGGAGAUCUCAACGAGCCGAUUUGAUCUCCAACAAGGACAUACUCAAGAAGAUUCAAGAUUUCUAUGUAAACGACCAGGGAAGCAUGGACACGACAGAUGCUCCCUUCCAGCCUCUCGAGAUGGGCGAGGUGAUACUCCAGAAGGCCGUUCAGUUCAUCCACACAGACACUCUCCAGGGCGACCUAUCGGCGCGCAUCCUCAUCCUCGCCUUGGUCAAGAUGCCCACUACAUACAGACUCGACGUGGAAAAGUUGAUGGGCUUCGUGCGUGGCCGCCUGGACGUGUCCAGCUCGCUACCAUUUCCCGAGUUCUCCUCCAUCGUACAGCUUGCCACCGAACUUCACGCUACGCAGAGGAUCCAAUCGACCGAGCUGUCUGAUCUGGCCACUCUGCUGGUGCGAAACGCUUGGUCCUACCUCUCUGCGCCAGAGCCCAAGUAUCAUGUCGAGACUGUCAGAUGCCUAUGGCAACUGCAGACGUCCCUGACCCUGUCGAGCCGUGAUAUCGAAGCCACACUCUCGAGCUUGCUGGUAGAGGGCCCGGAGUGUUCCGAUGGGCUCUGCUCGAUCGACAGCGUGCAUACGUUCGGGAUUCUCUGGUCCCUGACUCUGCAGGACAACCCAUCCGAUCGUCGCGGAUCCAGGGCCACCACGCUGGAGAACAGGGCUGCGUCUCGCCUCGCAGGGAUGGACCAUUUCGAAGUGAUGCUUACGAGACCUCUGUUCCUAGUGCUAGAUGCUCUCGUCGACGAAAGGACGCGACAGUACAUGACUGUCAAAUCAUGGCUGAUUAACAUGGUCGGCAUUGACAGGCUGUUCCUCGUUUUCGUGCACAAGCUUUCCGAGCUCGGGUUCCUGGCAGACCUGAAGGAAGGCCAGAACGAUGGCCACCAGGCCCCUAAGCCUGUCACGCUUACCGAGGAUGAUGACCUGGAUAUCUGCCUCUACUACCUGCGAGGUUUGUCCAAUGUCCUCCGCAUCGGCGGUGAUAUGGCAUGGAAUAUUCUCGCUUCAAAGCACGUCUCGUUCGCUGGCCGGAUCAUCCAGAUUAGCUCCGGCGGAGAGGAAGACGAGUUGACGCUCCAAGACUUCUUUAUCCGAGCCUGCGUGAGGUGCAUUACCGGAGACCCAGCCACGUCCGCAGACAUCGAGCUCGGGAAGAGGGUGUUUGCCCUGGUGAUUCUGCACCAGUUCUUCCUAAACCAGCCUGUGCCAGAUCAUAUGCCCAUUUCCAACCUGGAGACUGUCCUCCUCGGGAGGCUAUGGAAGUCGAUUGGCCAUACCGAUGCCCAUGUCCAAGUCUUGCUGCUCGACGUCGUCUACGACGUUCUCAAGAUCCGGGACACGACGGUCGCCGACGCACCGUCGGAGGUGCCGGCCGAGAAGCGUAAUCACAGCAUGGACCCAGCUCGGACAAGCCGGGUGUCACUAUCCAUGAGCGAUCCUCGACCCAUGUUCACGCCGCCUCCCCAAGAACUACUCAAGUGUCUGCUAGCAGCCCUGAGCUCCCCCAACAGCCGUCCGGUCUUGGACAGCUGGGUGGCCUUCCUGACCGACUGCCUCCCCUUCUACGCCGACGCCAUCUUCCAGGUCCUGAUUCCUCUAGUGGAGACAUUGUGCAGGCAGAUCGGCGCCACCUUUAUCAACCUGCGCAACACGUUCCAGGCCAGACCCCAGGAUGCCACCGUCGACUCAGCCUCGCCCGAGGCCACCCUGAUCCAUCUGCUAAACGGCCUGGAGCACGUCCUCGCUAGGGCGCACGACCAGCUCCUGGCCGAAGAAGCCAGGGCACAGCUGAUCAAGGCCCCCGACCACCCUCAGUCCCUCUUCGGCAGCAUGGUGUCGGGCGUCUUCCAGACCGACGGUCAGCAGGCGCGCAGCGCCACGGCCAACGAUAGGCUGACUGUCCACCUGGCAUUCCAGGAUGCGACACGCAUGUGCUACAGGAUCUGGUCGUGGGGACUGGGCGACGAGGCGCGACAGCAGGACGACGAGUCACUGGCCUCCUUCCACUACACGUCGCUGAGGAUGAGGAACCGCGCACGCCGGCUGCUCGAGCACCUCUUCACGGCGGAGAACCUCGAAUGUCUGGAGACAGCGAUUGACAUCUGGCGAAACACGGAGACCCCUCGAGCCAAGGCAGAGGUGUUCAAACUGCUUGGAGCUCUGGAGGCAUCCCGCCCGAGGCACUCGAUCCCGGCGCUGUUCAACUCGAUAUAUAGCCGGACGAACCCUGGGGCGCUGGAACCGUCGCGCAAGUCGACGAUGACGAUAUCGCUCGAGGACUACAACCUGGUCGUGUUCCUGGUCGAGUACACCAGGUCGCUGGAUGACGAUGCUAUGGAUGAGAUCUGGCAGGACUGCAUCGUCUUCCUGAAGGACCUGCUUAGCAACCCGUUCCCCCACAGGCAGAACCUGCAUAGCCUGCUGGAGUUUGCGGCGAUUCUGGGGGAGAAGGUGGAUAACACCAACUUUGGAGAACAGAAGAGGAUGCGCAGGGAGCUUGGGGAUCUCUUCCUGCGGCUCCUCGCCGCGCUGUUCACUACGCGUCCGAUAACGCUAGAGGCAGCCGGGGCGAACGGUACGCCGGGGACUGGCGAGCGGCAAGAAGACGUGGUGGCGAUACUGGCAUCCAUCGUGCCCAACCUGCACAAGGUGCUGGUCGAGCCGGACCGUGUGCUCUCGGCGGCGAGCACGAUCUCGACCAACGUGAUCGGGCCGACAAUACGCAGCAAGAACUUUCCGGAGACGGUCAGCCAGAGCACAAUGGCGCUGCUCCACGAGCUGUCGCGGCUGCCCAACAACCAGAAGACGUGGAAGAAGGACAUUGGCGAGGCCUUCAACGACCAGCGGUUCUUCGGCAUGGGGCUGGGGCUGGUCAAGGACGGAUGGGUGCCGCUGCUGCGUCAGUGGGCGCGGGCGGACAAGGAGAAGAUGGGGGAGCUGGUAUCGCGGAUCAACGCGCCGACGACGGCAGGGAUAGUGUUCGGGGUGGGGGCGACGUCGGCGCGGCUGGAGGCGGACCGCAAGACGCAGGUCAACCUGCGGCGCAUCGCCAGCCUGGUGGUGUCGUCGCCUGAGGACGCCUUCGUGACGGACCUGGGCACCAUCUUCCAGAAGCUGGUGGAGCUGCUGGGGGCCACGCCGACGUCUUCGCCGUCCUCGGCCACCAGGGCCGACGUGUACAUGGUCCUGCGGGCGCUGGUGCUCAAGACGAGCCCGAUACAGCUGGCCCUCAUCUGGCCCGAGGUCAACGCGGAGCUGCAGGAGGUGCUCUCGUCGGUGGUGCCGACGACGACGAGGACGACGACGACGUCAUCGUCAUCCUCAGCCUCGGCCUCGGACAGUGCGUAUAACAACGCCAGCGUCCUCCAGGCCUGCAAGCUCCUCGACGUGCUCGUGUGCGUGGCCCCCGACGACUUCCAGCUGCACGAGUGGCUCUUCGUCACCGACACCAUCGACGCCGUCUACCGCUACUCGAGCGCCCAGCCCGUUGCCCUGGUCGACGAGCUGUCCGAGGAGCUGGGCAACACCACAACCAUCUCCUCCUCGGCAGCUCAGUGGCUGACCUCGUCUACUUCCCUCCCCACCUCCAUCCCCACCGCCGCGAAGUCGGCCUCGGCGGCAGCAGCAGCGGUCGUCGACGACGACGACGGUCUCAGACGCCCGCUCCUAGGUCCCGGCGGCACCAUCAGCGCCGACGACGUCUCACUGGAACGCAAGGACGAGCUGCUGACCAAGGUGCUGAGGCCGUUCUUCGGCCAGCUGAGCAUCUCGGCGUUUGAAUCUACCUACUCUAUGGGUACGGUGGACAGGGAGGCAUGCCUGGACGGGUUGUUAAAGGACCUUUUUGAUGAGCGAAGCAUAGCGAGAGCACCAUGA